AUGUUUUUAAUUCGAAGAAGGUACACUUGCUUUUACAACUGUUUGGGCAUAUCGGGUGGUUGGGCCAGGAGACUUUUAAAUGAAGCAACCCAUUCUGCACUACACAAGAGAGAAUUCAGCUCGAAGAACUUCUAUGACAUCCUUAACAUCCCACGAAGGAGUAGCAAAAAUGAAAUAAAACAAGCCUAUCGAAAAUUAGCCCUGAAAUACCACCCAGACAGGAAUCCAAAUAACAGAAAAGAAUCAGAGAAGAAAUUUCGAGAAAUAACAGAAGCUUAUGAAACUUUAAGUGAUGAAAGUAAAAGGCAAAUGUAUGAUAAUCAACUGAAUGGUGGUGGCUUUUCUUCGAAUAAUUUUGAUAAUAACUUCUCAAACAUGUCUAGUAAUAACAAUAUGAAGUACACAUAUCAAACGAGAAGAAUGUCAGAUGAAGAAAUCGAGAAAAUUUUCAAGAAUGUCUUUGGAAACAUGAACCUGAAUGACAUCUUCAAGUCCAACGUUUUUAAUCAAGGAAGUUUCCAGACGAGAGAGAGUGGAAAUGAUUUCUUCACUAAUUUUGGGUCUACCGAAACAAACAUAAAAACCGAAAUAAUACCUAGAGGAAAUAAAAUAAUUGAGAAGACAACUAAGAUUAUUACGUAUCAGGAUGGGGUUGUCAAACAGGAAAUUAUCGAAAGGGAGAUAAGCAGCAAUGGCAAAGGUUCAUAA
This is a messenger RNA of Plasmodium gonderi, 708 nucleotides long. RefSeq names its product DnaJ domain containing protein. The transcript has 4 exons. NCBI's taxonomy places the organism in Eukaryota, Apicomplexa, Aconoidasida, Haemosporida, Plasmodiidae. The record is from RefSeq and is a predicted model, not a curated record. The coding region runs from base 1 to 708 and encodes 235 amino acids.